UUUUCCUAUAUACAGGUUGAGGGCAAUUUAAGCGCAUAGGUUUUUUUUUUUUUUUAUGGCUAAAUUGAAUAGAUAAGUAGAACUCGACACCCAGUAUACUUGAAGGAAUAGUUUUUUUAUUGUUUUUAUCUGAACUGAUUUGGAGAAAUGUUGCAUUACAUUACUUACUCAUCAAUGGAUGAUCUGAAGUGAAUGGGUGCCGUUAGAAUGAGAGUCGGAGCAGCUGAUAAAAACAUUGAACAUUUUUACAUAAAGCAAUGUUUUUUUUAAAUAAAUCCAUUAAGGCAUUUGCUAAAGUGGUUGAUUUCAGCUAAAACAGUCCAUAAUCCAUAACAUUCCUUUCUCUGUAGUAAAAGUCUGCUCUCCGUUGUCAUCUCGCAUCGAAAUCUACCUACAUGGGCAAUUGUGCUUAUAUAUGGAAUCUAUUAAUAUUAAUAUCCUGAUUCAAUGCAUUUUGGAGUUAAUUUAUUUUUUUAGAAACACACAGCUUUACACUUUACUAGGGUCUUGUGGAUUACUGUGGUAUUUCUGUCAUCUGUUUGGACACUCAUUCUGACGGCACCCAUUCACUGCAGAGGAUCCAUCAAAGAACAAGCGAUGUGAUAUUAAAUUUCUCCAAAUCUGUUACGGUGAACGAACAAACCCAUCAACGUCUUGAAUAGCCUGAGGGUGAGUCAGUUUCUCUGCAAAUUUUCCAGUGUUUCUUUAAAAAAGUCGAUCGUUUUAUUUGUCCUAUAAAGCAUAUAUGAUUCGAUUAUGAAUAUUAGGUGAAGUAACGUGGAUAGACGUGUAGAAUACUCAUGGGCUUGUGUAAGUUCACAGGUGCUGAAGUUGUCGUUUUUUCCUGGGAUGGUGUUUGAGCCCUGACCAGUGUCCAGCAGGACGUUUCGUCUGCCACGUGUCGUCUGAAAAAGAUCCAGCUGCCGGGAGCCUGGAUAUAUUCCAUCCCAUAAUAGCUUUGCUUCUUCCUGUGGCACGCUGAAUCCAAAAUAAACAGCAGCUAUCACUGCAUAGAUAACAAUAUCAUACACAAGAAGAAUGCAUGACGGCAAAUGUGUCCUGAGGAAACCUUAAACGCUCCAGGACUUCAGGAUUGAGACAGUUCAUUCUAAAGGUUUCUAACCUAACUUAUAAAGCUUCUUAAAAGGAUAGUCCACCCAAAAAAUAACAUUUUGAAGAAUGCUGGUCACUGAAGUUUUGGUUUCAUUCUACUUCCAUGAUAUAAUUGUUGUCAGGUUUUUUUUAGUUGAGAAACUGGGGCUAGCUGUCACACUUAAAAACUGACUAUAUACACACCCACACAAUUAUUAUUUUUUUUGUCUAAUGAAAUGAUACCCCACAUUUAAAACAAGUCAAUUUCCACAUAAUUUAGCUAAAUUAUAAAAGGAAAAAUAACUAUAAAACUCUAAAUAUUUUUGUGACAAUUUUGAAGGUAACAAAAAUCUAUUUUGAGCAACAGAUAAUGUUUUAUAAACUCUCCUGUUAAAAAUUUGACAACUUGCUUAUAAAAAUUACCUUUUUAGUGAAGUUAACUUUAUAUACAGAUUUUUGUUUAGUAUAUAAUAUUGUGGCUUUAUUGUGUUUGUUACAAUAAUAUGAUACUUGAAUUUUAGUGUGGAGGAGAUAAUAUUCAAAGUUUAUUUUAUUGGUCUGUAUUUUAUGUAACACUUCUAGUCAUGAGUUUUAAGCAUGAGGAUUGCUGAGGCCAGUGUGUGUGUGUGUGUGUGUGUGUGUGUGUGUGAGGUGCAUGAGGAACGUCACUCCUCCUCUCUGCUUAGGAUGAAGACCCAAAGCAGCAGGUUCUUAUUACAGCAGUUUUCCUCUGCGAGCAGAGCUGAGAAGCAGAGAUCUGUCCUCAUUCUCCAGACUUCACCAUGAGACUCCGAGACGGCUGUCUCCUGCUGGGCGUCCUGCUGCUCCUCGCACACUCCUCACACCAGCAGAACGCCCCAAAAAGAAGCCCGCUAAGAAAGGUGAGACAAGAAUCCAGCGCUGCUUUGGAGGACCUGCAACAGCAGAUCAACGACAUUGUGAUGGAACUGAAUCUUCUAAAGGAGCAGCAGGCCCUGCAGACCGUCUGUCUGAAAGGCACGAAGAUCCCCGGUAAGUGUUUUCUGGUGGACACCGAGAAGAAGCGCUACCACGCGGCCAAUGAAGACUGCAUCGCCAAGGGAGGCAUCCUCAGCUCUCCUCUGUCUUCUGACGAAAACGCGCAACUCUACGAUUACGUGCGCCGGAGCAUCGCCCCCGACGCUGAUAUCUGGCUGGGCGUCAACGACAUGCAGACGGAGGGCGUUUGGAGGGACCAGGCCGGCUCGAACAUCCGCUACAAGAACUGGAAACUCCCGCAGCCCGACGGCAGCAGCGCAGAAAACUGCGCCGUACUCUCCGGCGCUUCCGGCGGGAAGUGGCUGGACGAGAACUGUCGCGAGGAGAGAGCUUCCGUCUGCGAGUUCAACAUCGUCUGAGUUCACUCGGCGGCCCGGUUUGCUUAUCCGUCUGUCCUUUCCGUUGCACGGUCCUGCCUGCAUUGUGUUUGCUUUGUAAUUGUAGACGUUUCUUUCGCGGAGGACAAAGGUUGUCAUUUCAGUCCAUAAAAAUGUUAGAUCUAUAAUCAAACAACGCUGUGAUAAAAGGCAUUUUUGAACAGGCCCCAUUAAGAGCUAGCCAAAAACGCAAAAUAAACAAACUCAUUAAAGAAGAAAUUCAGGCAAAAAUGAACGUUUACUGACCCUCGGGCCAUCCAGACAUUACAAUAAUCCACAAGUAAUCCACGCUGGGCUCCAGUCCAUCAAUUAAAGCAUUGUGAAAGGAAAAACUGUUUAUUUGUAUGAAAGAAAUACAUUUACUUUCAAGCCCUUUGCUUCUGGCUAAAAUACAUCAUAUUUAAUACAUCCUCCAGUCAAAAAUUAAUCCCGUUCACAAUUAAAAACAAACAUAUUUGUUUUAUUCUGAGUCAGACAAGACAACUUUUCACCAUGACUUGAGGGUGAGUACAUUUUCAGCAGUUUUUCAUUUUUAGAAAAAUAUUAAUUUAAGAUUCCUGAAUCCUGAUGAAUUUCGAGUCCAGUCACCUGAUAAAAAUCCAGUCAAACGAUGAUUAUUUCAGAUUGCUAGCUUUGUUACUUGUUUAUUUUCUAACAAACUAAAUGUCUAGCCUGAUAUAACCUGAAUAUAUAUUUUUAUCUUAAUAAAGUGCAUCAAAAAUA
Puntigrus tetrazona (Sumatra barb) is the source of this 3209-nucleotide messenger RNA. It is a transcript of the gene clec3bb, whose product is annotated as C-type lectin domain family 3, member Bb. Bases 1875 to 2468 code for a protein of 197 amino acids. The record is from RefSeq and is a predicted model, not a curated record. NCBI's taxonomy places the organism in Eukaryota, Metazoa, Chordata, Actinopteri, Cypriniformes, Cyprinidae. The transcript is spliced from 3 exons.